CGGGCUGAACGAUGGGGGUGGAGACGCUCCUUCAGGUAUACUGGGCCGAGGCCGUUUUGUUCUUUUGUUCUGUUGCAUAGUGUUAGUGUAGGGAUUUGUGUCAGCAUCACACAGGUAGGUCCUUUGUUACAAACAAGCUGCACUGCAAUCAUCUGAAUGCAAACCAACCAAGCUCUGGAUCCCUUAAUCUCUUGCAAUGUCAAUAAAAACAAACAGCAAACUGUGUAAAUAAAGCAUUGCAAAAACACACGGUUGCAUGUAAAAAUGUUACAUUAAUACAGAGUUACCAAUAUAUAGAAGUCAACAUCGGUUCAUUUUCCUUCCGACACACCCUCCCUCUCAGAGUCUGUGUUUUCUCCCCAGGGUCCAAACAAACUCUCAGCUCACCCACAAAAGUCUCACAACCAAAAGAGUUCCUGGAAACAGUAAAUGUCGCCUUAAGUCUCUCAUUGUAGGAUGGCUUUUUAUGAGCAGGCCCAUGUUACCUCCCUAGGGUGCUACAGCUGUGUCCCAUUCAGCUGCCCUCUCCCCACUCAGUUCCAGGUACAACAGGUUUGUUGAUUUUCCAAGGGGGUCCAGAGGAUGGGGAAAUGCCCCCCUUCCACUCACAGCUCUUCACCCUCUGUCCUCUCCUCCCACUCCUCUAGUUGAACGCCCAAAUUCUUCUUUCUCCUUACAGCUCCCUGCCUAUUUUUCACGCAUACCCAAGGAACUAUGGAAACUUCGAAUCCCCCAGUUGCCAAACACAGGAAAAAGGUGAGUUCCGAUACAUUCUGGCUCCCCCAGUGAGAUUCAAAUCAAAAUCAGCCACAAAUAGAAGUUCUAAAGCUGGGCAAAGCAAACGGGGCUACAACUCCCCACUGUCCCUCUUCAUUGGCCAUGCUGGCUGGGACUGAUGCAAGUUCGAGUCCAGCGACAACUGGAGGCCGCCAUCUUAGACAGUCAGUGUGGUACAGUGGUGAGAGUGUCCAAGGAAGACCUGGGAGACUAAGGUUCAAAUCCCCACUUGGCCAUGAAGCUAAGAAGAAGAGACCACCCAAGCAGCCACUUAUGCAGAGAUGCAGCAGGUGGCCUCCUACCUUGAUGGUGUCCCAGCUCCCAGGCACAUUUAGUCCAGGGAUGGGCAGCCUGUGGAUUUCCAUAUGUUGUUGGACUACAAACUCCCAUCAUCCCUGACCGUUGGCUGGGCUGUUUUGGGCAGAUGGAAUUUGAAAUCCAACCAGAUCUGGAGAACUGGAAGCAUGGUUUGUUUCUGCCUUUACAGUCGCCUCUGCUUCCUUGGGGACCCAGGUGGCGCUGUGGUUAAACCACUGAGCCUAGGGCUUGCUGAUCAGAAGGUCGGCGGUUCGAAUCCCUGUGAUGGGGUGAGCUCCCGUUGCUCGGUCCCAGCUCCUGCCAACCUAGCAGUUCGAAAGCACGUCAAAAUGCAAGUAGAUAAAUAGGAACCGCUACAGCGGGAAGGUAAACGGUGUUUCCAUGUGCUGCUCUGGUUUGCCAGAAGCGGCUCUGUCAUGCUGGCCACAUGACCUGGAAGCUAUACGCCGGCUCCCUCGACCAAUAAUGCGAGAUGAGCGCGCAACCCCAGAGUCGGUCACGACUGGACCUAAUGGUCAGGGGUCCCUUUACCUUUACCUUUACCUGCUUCCUUGCAGUUGGAUUUAUCCCUAAUAGUUAGUUAGUUAGUUAGUUAGUUAGUUAGUUAGUUACCGCCCAUCUAACUGGACGGCCAUUCUGGGUGGCUUCCAACAAAUUAAAAAGUGAGGCAUCAAACAUUAAAAACUUUCCUAUAAAGGGACAGCCUUCAGAUGUCUUCUAAAAGUCAGAUAGUUUUUUCUUUCCUUGACAUCUGAUGGGAGGCAUGACUACUGAGAAGUCCCUCUGUCUGGUUCCAUGUAACCUCACUUUUCUCAGUGAGGGAACUGCCGGAAGGUCCUCGGAGCUGGACCUCAGCUGAAUGAUGGGGGUGGAGACUCGUCCUUCAGGUAUGCAGGGCCAAAGCCAUUCAGGGCUUUAAAGGUCAGCACCAACCCUUUGAAUUGUGCUCAGAAACGUUUCCCAGGAAGGGGAGGGCUCUUCACCGAUAGGGGAGGUGCUGGAGUCACCCCAAUGGCUUGCGAAGUUGUGCUCAGGGUUACUGGUGCCGUGGGAUGUAGCACUCACCUGAAACACACACACACCGGUCCUACAAUUGCAUGCAAAUUGCUGCCUCCCAGCCUGUCCGGACUGUAGGUCCUGCUCACUGAAUCAGGACAACUGUGCCUGCAAAUUCUGCCUCCUAACAUGGCCUGGGGAUCGUGGCAGGCCACAUUUGGCCACUGGCUGAGAGAGGCAGUGACGGGCCCAAGUUUGCCCCAGUAAACGUCAAAGCUGAGCAGGGGAUUCAAAUCCUGGUAUCCCAAGACCUAGACCGAUAUGCUAACCACUACACCGCACUCUCUCUUGAGUGUCUGGCCAUGCUUCAUUUUAUGGGUAGGGCUGGGUUUUCACUAGUAGGUGUCUCUAACACACAUGCACAGUGUACAACCAGCAACACUGUCUACUGUUCUUUCCUAUAGAGACUGACACCCGGACUUCUAAUUGCUACAAUGAUUCCCUGCAUUGGAUCUUUGCAAUUGGGAUACACCUACUGGGUUGUCCUCAACCCAGAGACGGUCUCACAUAUAAUUUCCAACAUAACGGAUGAGACCACAAGGAUGGACAUCAGAAUCAAAGAGCCUCCGAAUGGCCAGGUGGCCUUUAAUGCUAUGAUCUUCCCAAUUGGAGGCCUCAUUGGGUCGCUGAUGCUCGGCACCAUGGUGGAUAACUGCGGCAGGAGACGUUCCUUGAUGCUUAAUAAUGCUGUGGCUGCCGUCGCCUGUGGAUUAAUGGGUGGCUCCAAUGCAGGGAAAUUCCAGGACUUUGGCAUUUUUGCUCGCUUCCUCGUCGGGGUAUCUUCAGGUGGGGGAAAAAAGUGCCCCGCAUGUAGUCUUUGAAUUGCCUUUUAACAAAACCAAGCCAAACAAAAGCAGAAAGCUGCCUUGAACCCAUGUCUGUGGGUGGAAGCUUUGGCUCCUGAACCCAGAUGACUAGGCUGCUUAUCAGCAGUAAAAAGUUAGGGAGCCGUGCACAAAGUUAAUCCUACUCAGAGUAGACCCAUUGAAAAUAAUAGGCAUGACUAACUUAGGGCUGAGUUGGGUCCCAUUUGCAAUGUACGUUAAAAGCAGUAUCAUACCACUUUAAAUCCCCAAUAGGGGAUUCUGUUUCAACUUUUAAAUGCCUUCUGAGAAUUUUUCUAUUUUGCCAGAUUUAGGCAGGCAAUUAAGAAUAUAUCUUUCCAUAAUAGUUAGUUGACAGUCUCAGAUUUUAAAGUUUUAAGGUGUUGUUGUUAUAUAGUACGAUUGCAUCUGGCGCAGGGGUGAUGUUCUGGGGAUCACAUUUGCACAAAAAAACAUGUACUCAAACCACUCCCUUUGGAACCAGCCCCAUGCAUCCAUCCUUACUUUCCAAGCAGGGCAGAGAGCUUUUGAGCCCUCCGCGUUGCUUACUGGUCUCUCUCUUGGGCUCUGGGAUGCUGUCAUCAGAUCUCGUGGGACGGGUUCCCACAAAUCUUGCAAGGGCACCCCAGAGCCUGGUAAACAAGACGGAGAGCUGAAAAGCUCUUUCUGCACUGGGAGAAUCUGGUGCCAAAAGAGCUUUUAAGCUUUCCUGGGAGCUGUUUUGAGGGCGGUCUGCUCCCAUCUCCUUUCCUUCUUUCCCCGCCAUAAUAAUAAUAAUAGUAAUAAUAAUAAUAAUAACAAUAAUUUAUUAUUAUUUAUACCCCUCUGGGCGGCUUCCAACACAAUGUUAAAAACACGAUAAAACAUCAAACAUUAAAAACUUCCCUAAACAGGGUUGCCUUCAGAUGCCUUCUAAAAGUCAGAUAGUUGUUUAUUUCUUUGACAUUUGAUGGGAGGGCGUUCCACAGGGCGGGUGCCACUACAGAGAAGGCCCUCUGCGUGGUUCCCUGCAGGAUAAUUUUUUUCCCAUUUGUCUCUCCAGCUUUGACCCGUGCAACUUCUCGUUUUCUUGCUGUGGAUCAUUUUUAUUUAUUUAUUUUACUUCCCCCCCCCCUGUUUAGUGCUCCUACAAAAAAAAAAGGUGAUGAAGUGAUAUAGGUGCAAAAUUUGUGCGUGUCCCUGCUUGUUUGUGAUGGUUCCAAUCACAACUUUAUUUUCUGUCUUUAAUAAUAAGUAUUCAAUAAUACACAUUGGAAGGAUACCGUUUCCUUUUGCGUAUGCCAAAUGAUUGGGAGGCAUAAUGGCAAAGGUUUGCUCAGAGCAAACCCACUGAAAUUAACAGAGUUAGUUGUGUGCAUUAGUCUGUUCACAGCAGGAUUAAUAGUGGUUGCAGCCGUAUGCCACAAAUGAUGAUGUAACGCCAUGGAAGAGGUCCCUCUGCCAAUUGUGCCUGUGACCCUUUGAUUAUCAUUUAACCAGGCUUGUUUUCCACUAUGAUCCCGUUAUAUGUUGGCGAACUCGCCCCCGUAAGCCUGAGGGGGGCCUUCACGAUUAUGUACAUACUGUUCUUCACCGUGGGUAUCCUCUUGGCUCAGAUCCUCAGCAAUCCCAACAUCCUUGGGAACAAGAAACAUCUGCCAGUGAUGCUGGGCCUGACCGGGAUAGUUGCUUUCUUCAACAUCCCGCUCCUGUUCCUGUGCCCUGACAGUCCUCGUUACCUGUUGAUUCAGAAGAACAACGAAGAAAAAGCGAGGAGAGCCUUGAGAAUGCUCAGGAACAAGGUUGACGUGGAAAAUGAGAUCGAGGAGCUCCAAAAGGAGGCGAAGUAUGAGAUACACGAAAAGAGCAUGACGAUAUAUUCGCUUCUAAAAAACCAUAGUCUCCGUCGCCAAGUCAUCACCGUCGUCAUCUUGCUGGGGGGCCAGCAAUUUUCCGGCAUAAUUGGGUGCUACUUCUACUUAGAGAAAAUCUACAGGUCGCUUCUAAGCGAAGAGAGCCAUAUAUUUUAUAUGAAUUUGAGUGUGACGUCUUGGCUCUUGGUCGUGGCCUCCAUAAUGAUAUGUUUAGUUGACUAUGUGGGGCGGAGGUUUCUCCUACUUCUGGGAUUUCUGAUCUGUAGCGUUGCCUGUGUCCUGCUAACCUUGACCCUCGAACUUCAGAUCAUGGAGUCACGGGUUAUUUACUUAAGCGCUGUUUUCAUCAUUGCCAUGCUCACUGGAUACAUGCUUGGGCCAGCUAUAAUCACCUACUUGGUCACUCUCGAGAUCUUCCUCCAGUCAUCGCGGGCCACAGCCUUCACGUUGGGCGGAAUAGUGAACUGGGUCACCCGCUGUAUUGCUGCGGUGAUCAUCCUUAGGCUAGAGCCGCUCACUGGGCCUUACAAUCUCCUGAUCCUUUGGCCUCUCUGCAUGGUGACCUUUAUUUAUAUUUCCGCGGUGGUUCCGGAAACUGCAGGCAUGACCUUUCUUGAAAUCCGCCAGUCCAUGGAAUUCCAAGCCAAUGAGGAUAAGGAACAGAGAGAUAGAGAGUCAGAUAGUUAGAAACUCAGAAGGCAUCGGUGCUGUGCUUAAUUGUUAUUUUUUAAGAUACAACCGUCCAAAGGGAUCCCCUUCAUGCUGCCCCUCAGUCGUCUCAGCUCUGUUAACACGUACGGCCGUUUUCCUUUCAGUCCGGAAGAGCAACCCAGGAUGUUUUCCCCUUCCCUGUGUGCACUUUUCUAUUGUUCUACCACAAAUGUUGUUUCUUUAUUAAAUUACGAAUGGCGAGCACAAUCGGUCCAGAGCCAAAUGUGUGAAAUGACU
Molecule: messenger RNA, 5776 nt
Organism: Zootoca vivipara (common lizard)
Lineage: Eukaryota; Metazoa; Chordata; Lepidosauria; Squamata; Lacertidae
Source: RefSeq, a predicted model, not a curated record